Molecule: messenger RNA, 2689 nt
Organism: Filobasidium floriforme
Lineage: Eukaryota; Fungi; Basidiomycota; Tremellomycetes; Filobasidiales; Filobasidiaceae
Product: putative rRNA primary transcript binding protein
Exons: 4
Coding region: 77-2542 (821 amino acids)
Molecular function (GO): RNA binding
Source: RefSeq, a predicted model, not a curated record
ACUCUUCAAUCCGCAACCCGUCUGACUUAUCCAGCUAACACAGACAACAUCCUCGAGUGAGGUUCUACAUCACAUCAUGUCGUCCCGUCUAAUCUUUCGCAAUCUCCCAAACACGGUCGAACUCCCGACUUUCAAGGCCCACCUCGCUCAGCCAUCGCAACUCUCAGACGCCACACUUACCGAUGUCAAGCUUGUAUCCAAACGCCGGUUCGCUUUCGUUGGAUACAAGACCGAGGACGAAGCAAAACGGGCUAAGGAAUGGUUCGAUGGAACUUUUCUGGGGAGUGGCAAGAUCAAGGUCGAUUUCGUAGAUGACGAGACCCUUGCUAAAAAGCAGGGCAAAUCCGCUUCGUUCAAGAGCAACCUGCCCCCUGCAUCCGAAGCCACUAAGGCAGCACCGAAAAAGACUAGCAAAGCGCUGGCCGAGUUCAUGUCUGUCAUGAAGGGUUCGGAUGCCAAUGCUAUCCCUGUUCCCGUUCCUGAGGCAUCUUCAUCGACGUCAGCACAAGAUCAACAGGAACGAAAGGGCAAGACAGACGAGAAGAGCGGGGUCGUUGGCGUAGAAGAGGUCGCCAAGGACGAGGAUGUGGAAUUGGACGAUGCAGAAUGGUUGAAGCGGAGACAAGCCGCGGUACCUUCGACGACAAACGCUGAAGGUUCAGAAACCGAUGCCGCAUCACCGGUCGCAUCAGGAUCCAAGAUCUCUCCGGAAGAAUCCCUAAUCUUACAGACCCACCGACUCUUCCUCCGAAACCUCUCUUUCCACACGACUUCGACAUCUCUGCGGGAAUACCUCGAACCGUACGGCUCCAUCUCCGAGAUCCACAUUCCUAUGAGCAAAACGACACAACAACCUCUAGGAACGGCGUUUGUGAAGUUUGAGAAUGGGCAGGAUGCCGUCAAGGUCUGGAAAGAGGUUGACGGGAGGACGGUGAUGGGAAGGUUGAUCCACGUCUUGCCUGGAAGGGGGAAACCGGGUGAGGUGGUCGUCAUCGGUUCGACGGGUUCGGGAGUCGCUGGCACCGAGACCGUGGUCGAGGGCGAGGGUGCUAGUGCAGGUGGGCAUGCGAACGAAGGGGGUCUCUUUGGCAAAGUUCUCGGGAAGGAAGACGGCAAGAACGUCAAGUCCGAGGUAGACAAGCGGAGGAAAGAGGAGAGCAACCGCGGUCUCAACUGGGCGACGUUGUACAUGAACAGCGACGCCGUGGCUUCGUCCGUGGCCAACCGGAUGGGCAUCAAGAAGGCGGAGAUCUUGAACUCAGAGUCCCUCUUACCCGAGGAGAGUAACGAGGGGGAAGACGGAAGGGGUAAAGAGGUCAACAGCGCGGUCAAGUUGGCUUUGGCCGAGACCAGCGUGAUCAACGAGACGAAAAAGUAUUUCGAGAAACACGGUGUCGUCCUGACCCGUCUCGAAGGGACCGCCGACGUCCAGGGAGGCAAGCGGGUCUCGACGCCUCGGUCGAAGACGACCUUGCUGGUCAAGAACAUUCCGUACGGAACGACCCUAGAUGUCCUUCGCGCCCUGUUCGAGCCGUUCGGGACGCUCAAGCGGACUCUGAUGCCGCCCGCUGGGACGUUGGCUGUCGUCGAGUAUGAACAGGCCGACGAUGCGUUCAAGGCGUUCAAGGGGGUCAGCUACAAACGGUUGGGUAAUGCGGUCAUCUAUCUUGAAAAGGCUCCCGAGGGGCUGAUGAGGGACGUUGAUGACAUGGAGGUGGAGGACGAUACACCUGCAUCGGGAGGAAAGGAGGCGGACGAGGUCUUGAAGCGUGUCGCAGCUGUGUCAAAUACUGCCGAGAACAAGGAGGAUGGGAACACGGGUGAGACAACGAACGAAGCUGGAUCGACGCUCUAUGUCAAGAACUUGAGCUUCAACACGACGACCGAACGACUCGAAUCAGUCUUUUCCUCCCUCCCGUCAUUCGUCUUUGCGCGAGUCUCGACGAAACCAGACCCAAAGAACGCCGGGGCGAGAUUGAGCAUGGGUUUCGGUUUCCUCGGAUUCAAGACGAGGGACGCGGCGACCAAGGCGUUGAAGGGUCUCAAGGGGUACAAGUUGGACGGACACGAACUGGAGGUCAAGUUUGCGCAGAGGGAUCGGGAGGGAGAAGAGUUGGACGCCAAGAAGGGUGGGAACGCGGGAGAAGGCAAGAAGGGAAAGACGACCAAGAUGAUCGUCAAGAACGUACCGUUUGAAGCGAGCAAGAAGGAUAUCCGGGACUUGUUCAGCGCCUAUGGUACCCUGAAAUCGUGCAGGAUCCCGAAAAAGCACAACUCGGGUGGUCGAGGGUUCGCCUUUUUGGACUUUACCACUCGGACCGAGGCCGAAGCUGCCAUGGAGGCCUUGAAGCAUACGCAUUUGCUCGGCCGACACUUGGUUCUCGAAUGGGCAGCAGAGGAGGAGUUUGCAGGGCAGGAAGUGGAGAGGUUGAGGGAAAAGGCCAAGCGGGAAUACGUCAAGGACGGCGAGGGUCUGCCCAGCAAGAAACGCAAGUUGGGCCUGAAGGAUGGUAAUGCUAUCGGGCAAGCCGAGGAGGAGUGAAAUGGGCGCUUCUACACGAUUCAGCGGGUUGUAGCACGAUACUGUACAGUACGAAGGAGCGUCUGAUAGAUUACGAUAUCGCUGUGCCAGGUCGAUGUGUUGUACCGAUGAAACGAGACCACGAUCAACCUGACAUCUUGCCAUCCC